AUGCGGGAGGGCCCGGCUAGCUCCCACUCCUGCCUCCAAGCAGCCGCCAACCAUGCAUCUCUGGAGAGGUCCUCAGAGUUAUUCAUGACAGAGAGCCAGCACACACCCAUUAGCAGCACACUGGAACUGGCACAUUUAAAUGGAAGGGAGCAGCCCAUCUUCAGCGCCCGAGCUCAUGUCUUCCAGAUUGACCCGGCCACUAAACGCAACUGGCUGCCGGCCAGCAAACACGCCGUCACCGUGUCCUUCUUCUACGAUGCCAGCCGCACCGUCUACCGCAUCAUCAGCGUGGGCGGGACCAAGGCCAUCAUCAACAGCACCAUCACCCCCAACAUGACCUUCACCAAAACGUCCCAGAAGUUCGGGCAGUGGGCGGACAGCCGGGCCAACACGGUCUACGGCCUGGGCUUCUCCACUGAGCAGCAGCUGCACCAGUUUGCAGAGCAGUUUAAGGAGGUGAAGGAGGCGGCACGUCUGGCCAGAGAGAAAUCUCAAGAGAGGUUUGAACUGUCCAACCCGGCGCUCAACAUUGCAGCUCCAGAGCUUUCCCAGGAGCUGUCGGAGGAGCGCCACUCACCGCCGCUGCUCACCGUCAAUGGGCCGGGCGAGGAAAAGCUGUUUCGCAGCAAGAGUGCUGAAGUCGAGCUGACGGUGGAGAAGGAGAAAGUCAAAAAAAUGUUGUCUGAAGGGUCAAUGUGUGAGAUAAACCUGGAGGCCGAGCUCUUCACGCUGCAGGACAGUAACGCUAAGCUGGUGGCAGCUCUGCAGGAGGCCAGCAGCAGCGUGGAGCAGUGGAAGCAGCAGCUGGAUGAAUACCAGGAGGAGACCGACCGCCUCAGAGACCAGGUGGCGGAGCUUGAGGGCCAGCUGGGGCACCCUGCUGCCGGUCAGUCUGCGAGAGAGGAGCUGAGUCAGUCCCUGGAGGAGCUGGAGGCCCUGCUGAGCGCCAAAGAUCAGGAAAUUCACAAUCUACAGAGCAAGAAAACAGAUGUGGGUGAGCUGGAGAAGGAAAGAGAAGAGACCAUACAGAGACUUGAGGAUCUGGAGAGACUCAACAGCAACCUGGAGGAUCGGGUCCAGAGUACUGAGAAGACGCUGGCGUCCAGCCGGGAGGAGCAGAACCAGGCGGAGGUCGAGGUCCAGCGCAUCAUCGAGGUUCUGGACGUCAAAAUCUGCGACCUGAACGACUUGAGACAGAGCCUGGCAAAACUCAUCGACAAAUAGCCACAGCUACAGUCGGGUUGCAUCUCCACAGUCAGCUCUGGUUCCAACCGUGGCGCUUUGAUUUGUGUUUUACUGGUUUAUCAGGAGAGCAACAAUCAAAGCACUAUGGAGGAACUUUUACUGGUGUUUACCUCCAUGGAUCUGUGUUUAUAAGAUCAGUGCAGGUAAACAGCAGGUAUCAGAAUCCUCUUUUAAGGUGCUAUGUGCAGAAUAAAACAGUAUUGUGACAUUAAUACUGGAGCCUCGGUAUUAUUAUCAUAAACAGUUGACAGUGUGGUUCAACUUGCUACUACAGCUUGUUUCUCUAUAUCCUUGAUCCUAGCUGCUGCAUGUCAUUUAGCCCCUGAAGAGGAUAACAGCAUUUAUACACCAGGUUUUUACUCUUUUCACUAUCUGCCAUCAAUGAACACUCAGAAAGCUUUCCAUCAAUUAUCUCCAAAAGCAGCACUCUCCUCUGUAUGAUGCUAUAGCAGUCCAGUGUAUUCUGUCAGUAUCUGACGGUUUACAAUGAGAAAUGCUGAGUAGUGGCUCCUGAAUGGUCUGAAUUGUUUAUGGUAAUUUUACUGAUGCCCCAAAGGACUGAGGUAAUCAUUUAUUGAUAUCAAAACAUACUUAAAGCACCUUGAGGAAUUAAACCAAAAUGAAUUCUGUGCUUGCUAUUUUGCAAAAGUAGACAUUUCGUACCCGUUAUUCAGUUUUUAUGUGAUGUACUGUAUCUUUAUUUAAUACAGAGAGGGUGAUCCACGUGUAUGAGUAUAUUCCCUUACUGAAUUAAGUGGCAGAAAAACUAGGAAAGAAACAAAAAAACAAGUUCCUGACGGUGUUUAUUAAAAGCCAGCAGUGUGCCGCUUUCCUGCAGGGACACGUAUUAAAACUUGAAAUGGUUGAAAAAUAAAGGUUUAUGUGCAAUUACAUUUUAAUACCUAUAUGAAUCAUAAAUAUUUGAUCAUAAUUCUGCACCUCUGGUUUAUAGAAACAACAAUAAAACUAUCCAUAAAUGUUUUGUUCACUUCAGUUUGGCAGAAGUCUUAAACAGCCCAAAUCUGAAGUGAGCCCUGUGUAGAUAACAUUUAUAGAUAUGUAUUUUCUCACAAGGUUUUGUAGAACUCAAAAGUCACUGCAAGUAAUAGAAAUGUCUACUUUUACACAGUAACAACUUUGAGUACAGUUCAUGUUGAGGACACCGUUCAUGAAACACUGUGGAGAUGUACCCAGGAAGAGUGAGGUCAUGAUAAGCACACGUCGAGGCAAAAACAAACCUGAAUAACUCCAGCUCCAGUUGACCAUCAGCAGGCUGGACUUGCUUCACACCAGCCAGAACAAAACAAACUAAUACAUUCGAAACAUUACCCAAAUGUGUCCUGCCAUUGUACAACCUUUUUUCUCCAUGUUUCAUAAGGACUGCUCUUUUCUCACCACUAUAUUCUAUUAUUCAUGGUGGGUUACUCACUGUCAGAAUGGGAAAUUGGAGAUUGCUAUCACCCAAUUUUCUGCUAAAUUCAAGCUGCUACCGGGUUGAUCAGCAUUUGAAGGAGAGGUCCAGACAUGUGGCUGUGGACAGAGACACUACUUUCCCACCCUGCUGAGUUGAACCUGGGGCUACACUUGAUUAUGUUUGUGCCAAGUUUGUUUUGUUUACAUGUGUCAAUGUCCACAAUAUCAUCCGGUUCUACUUUAUGUACAUGUUCUUCUUUGCUCAACACUAACACUUACCAUAACAGUAAAAAUAACCCGCAGAGCAUAGAUCACAAAGAGAGCACUGCAUGAGAUCUGAAGAAGCCCCGUAGCUACCGAGGAAUCUGAAGCUGCUUGUGUGCACAAAACUUAGCAGGCUUCAACCUGACAGUGCUCGAGAUAAAAAGCACAAAUGCAGUAGUUUUUAGUAAAAAGGUACUCAAUUCAGUUGUCUGUCAGCUUUGUAUGUGAACCUCUGAUGCACAGUAUCUAUUGAUACCCCCGAUGAGUUAUUGAAUACAUCAUGUGACGUAAUAUAGGUACAAAUAAUGUGCAGUUCAAUAUGCAGUAACUGCCAUAAUCCUACUAACAUGUCAACGUGAUGGUAAUAUAAUAAACUACCAGUUAAUGCACCAGAACUCUUUAAUUACCGUAACCUGCAAUUAUUGCUUUUAGGGGUUGUAUCAUAACUGAUGGUUUAUUUAUAAUGACACUGUUUAAUAUAUAGUUUGAGUUGGAUUUCCUGUCCUACAAGAUUGCACAAACAUAUCGCAUUUACUGUCCUAAAAUCAGUACUACCAGUUAAUGUUAUUUUCAUCAAUUUGACAAACCAUCUUGGAGUUCUGACAUCAGCCGCUACAUGUAAGAAUUAUUUAAUUAGCAAUAAUGUUUUUAGCUUAGAUGACUGAUAAUAGUUUACAGGUUAUAAGACCUCUGUAAAGCCUUUUUCUCCUCAGUUUCAACAACAGAAGUGCUUCUUCACAACUGGUCCACCAGAUUGACCAGCCUUAUAUUAAGCAUGGAGAAAUUGUAGAGGCCAUCGCCUCCUCUGCACGAGCUCAUCAUGGUUGAUGUCACAAACACUUUGCUUCAAGGGCCUUAUUCCAGUGUAUCACUAAUGCACAAUAACACUGUACAUACAUGAUAUUACUGUGUACACAGAAAGGGAGCUCCAGGCUGCGACAGCAAUUUCAGUAAUAUUGUAGGUUUCAAAAAAGUUAAAGAAGAAAUCUACAGAAUAUUUCAGGCUAUUCAGGGAUCUGCUACUGAUGUGCAUUAUUCUGUUUCAAUAUGGCUGCCCUGGAUUGCAUAAAUGUUGAAACCCCUUAUUGAAAGGGAUAAUGCAUUCUGGGAAAUGCAGAAAUCUGAACCACAAAUAAAUUGUAGAGUAAACAGAAUGUUUUAAAUAUCGGAGUGGAUUCCUUUUUAUACUGUAUACACUGGAAUAAGGCCUUUAAAAAAACAAAAGCUACAGCUUCAAAAGAAAAUGCAGUACCAAAGAUGCACCUGUCAUGAUAAAGCCACUUAACUGGAAAAAACAACUUCAUCUCAGAUGUUUUAAAUCGAACUUGUUCUUAUAAUUGCUGUCUCUACAUUUGACAUUUCAGUAAGACCCAAAUGACCUCACGUUGCUUUAGUUCGUUUCAUUGAAAUGUUGGUCAACAAGAGGAAAAAAGGGUCCUUCAGAUGCCGUUUUGAUCUUUUAUAAGAAUAACUAAGCUUGUAGAGAGCAUGUGUUUGUAUGGUACAAUAUUUAGAAAAUGUGAGAUGAGUUCCUUAUAUUUGUAUAGAACUGUUUGACAUUAAAACCCGGUCAUGUAAA
Notothenia coriiceps (black rockcod) is the source of this 4501-nucleotide messenger RNA. RefSeq names its product homer scaffold protein 3b (gene homer3b). NCBI's taxonomy places the organism in Eukaryota, Metazoa, Chordata, Actinopteri, Perciformes, Nototheniidae. The transcript has 11 exons. The record is from RefSeq and is a predicted model, not a curated record. The coding region runs from base 1 to 1224 and encodes 407 amino acids. Gene Ontology annotation, biological process: G protein-coupled glutamate receptor signaling pathway. Gene Ontology annotation, molecular function: G protein-coupled glutamate receptor binding.